AUGAAGAAUGUCACACUUGUUCUUGCUAUGAUCCUCUUCUUAAGCUGUGUCACAUCCAAAGUCACAGCAACAGAACUAGAGUCAUCAACUAACCAAGAGCUCUUCCGGUCGCGGCACGUACCUCGCUUUCACCCCAAGCCACAUUGGCCGUUCCGUGGCUCCGGAAAAGCCUUCCCUGCAAGCCACUUCCGACCAACUCCGUUCCAUCUGCCACAGGAAGUCACCAGAUGCUUGUCCGACAAGAAGGAGGUAGGUACAUGUUUUGAUGAUAUCACUGAGACUUUCUUCACCAGGAAAGCCGUGAUUGGAUCGGAAUGUUGCGCAGCGAUCAAGAAGAUGAACAAAGAUUGUGAGAAGACCGUCUUUGGAUCUUUCCAUGACCCCUUCUUGACCGGCUAUGUCAAGCUACAUUGCUCCACCGUUGUUGGAUCUACUUCACCUCCUCCUUCACAUGCUCCUUCUUCACAGGCUCCUUUACAUGCUCCUUCACAGGCUCCAUUACAUGCUCCUUCACAGGCUCCUUUACAUGCUCCUUUACUGCCCCCUUCACAGGCUCCUUCACCGGCUCAGUGA
This is a messenger RNA of Brassica napus (rape), 573 nucleotides long. RefSeq lists its product as uncharacterized. Gene Ontology annotation, cellular component: extracellular region; vesicle. NCBI's taxonomy places the organism in Eukaryota, Viridiplantae, Streptophyta, Magnoliopsida, Brassicales, Brassicaceae. Gene Ontology annotation, biological process: regulation of double fertilization forming a zygote and endosperm; double fertilization forming a zygote and endosperm; regulation of protein localization to cell surface. Bases 1 to 573 code for a protein of 190 amino acids. The record is from RefSeq and is a predicted model, not a curated record. The transcript has a single exon.